Molecule: messenger RNA, 788 nt
Organism: Pogonomyrmex barbatus (red harvester ant)
Lineage: Eukaryota; Metazoa; Arthropoda; Insecta; Hymenoptera; Formicidae
Product: integrator complex subunit 12
Biological process (GO): snRNA 3'-end processing
Cellular component (GO): integrator complex
Source: RefSeq, a predicted model, not a curated record
GAGCAGCGGCGGUGCGCGGCGCGUUCACGCCGCGGGUCCACUCGCGAACGCGGCGGGUCCGGGUAUCAAACGGCGAUGCGAACGCACGCUACCUGCGCGACUCGGGAUGUCCUCCUUGCCGUCGUACGGGCGAGCAUUGUUCUCUCGAUCCCCGACUUUAUUUGUCACUUCAUGGUCGCUUUGAUUAUUUAUUUCUUUUACGCACGGCUGCCAACUGCGCCCGUCGAAAAUUCGACGGAGUCGCUUGUGGCGCGCCACCCGUGCGCGAGACGAAGACGGGACGAUGCGCCGCCGCGCGGCGAGAGCGGGACGCGCAUAUAUAUGCUUUCCUUCACGCGCCUGCGCGCUGGACCGCGCGGAGAGAACCACGCUCUCGCCGCUCCGUUGCCCCGCGAGGGUUACUAUUUUGGUCUUUCUUUGGUUAUAUUUUCGCCUUCUCGAUCGCCUCUUUCGAUCGCUGUCGCCGCGGCGGCGGCGGCGGUGGCGGAAGCGGCGGCGGCAAUGCUGCCCGAUCGUUUUCUUCCGUCCGUCGCAGUCGUGUUCGUUAACGACGGCUCGAUGAGCCGGAAAGAGGACGUCUUUGCCCCCAGAUUUUAUUUUGCACUUGACUCGUAUCUGCGAAUCGAACCUUCGAGUUUGGAAUGCGUGCGGGACGGGUGGAAGCAAGUAGGACUCGCAUGGCACGAUGCGUCCUGCAUUUCCCGACAAGCACGGCAGGCCCCUUCGCCAAGGAAAACCCGACUGGUUCGAAAAGUUCACGCCUAGAUAACCUAGAAUGGAAUAGCACU